ACAAAAAUGGAGACACUGGACGGUGGGGUAGAAACUGAGAAACUUGACGGUGAGACGAAAAUUGAGACACUUGACGGUGGGGUAGAAACUGAGAAACGUGAUGGUGAGACGAAAAUUGAGACACUUGACAGUGGGGUGGAAACUGAGAAACUUGACGGUGAGACAAAAAUUGAGACACUUGACGGUGGGGUGAAAACUGAGAAACUUGACGGUGAAACGAAAAUUGAGACACUUGACGGUGGGGUGGAAACUGAGAAACUUGACGGUGAGACAAAAAUUGAGACACUUGACGGUGGGGUGGAAACUGAGAAACUUGACGAUAAAAUGGAAACUGACAAACCUGACGACAAAAUGGAAAUUGACAUCCCUGACGAUAAAAUGGAAACUGAUAAAAAUGACAGUGAGGUGAAAGUUGACAAUAGUGAUCCAGCGAAUAAUGAAAAA
Dentiscutata heterogama is the source of this 444-nucleotide messenger RNA. The record is from the annotation of a GenBank genome assembly. NCBI's taxonomy places the organism in Eukaryota, Fungi, Glomeromycota, Glomeromycetes, Diversisporales, Gigasporaceae.